This is a messenger RNA of Pyrus x bretschneideri (Chinese white pear), 1732 nucleotides long. Its product is annotated as phenylalanine--tRNA ligase alpha subunit, cytoplasmic. The transcript is spliced from 18 exons. Gene Ontology annotation, biological process: phenylalanyl-tRNA aminoacylation. Gene Ontology annotation, molecular function: phenylalanine-tRNA ligase activity; tRNA binding; ATP binding. The coding region runs from base 94 to 1557 and encodes 487 amino acids. Gene Ontology annotation, cellular component: cytoplasm; phenylalanine-tRNA ligase complex; cytosol. The record is from RefSeq and is a predicted model, not a curated record. NCBI's taxonomy places the organism in Eukaryota, Viridiplantae, Streptophyta, Magnoliopsida, Rosales, Rosaceae.
CUCACUUUCUUGCCUUCAGUCCUCUCCACCUACCCCUGGACUGCGCAGCCAGGUAACCUAGCCAUCAUCGUCUUCUUUGAGAGAGAGAGCGCGAUGGCGGAGGAGGCAAUUCUAGGAUACCUGGAGUCAAAGGAUGAAAUAUCAGAUUCCGGUCAGUUUGCAACUGAACGUGGACUCGAUCACAACGAGGUUGUCAACGUUAUCAAGAGCCUCCAUGGUUUCAGAUACGUUGUUGCAGAGGACAUCAAAAGAGAGAUGUGGAUACUUACUGACGAAGGAAAUGCAUACACUGUUACCGGGUCACCAGAAGUGCAGCUGUUCCUGGCCAUACCACCUGAGGGUAUCCCCAAAGAAGAGUUGCAGAAAAAGCUGGACCCAUCAGUUUUCAAAAUAGGUAGCGCUCAGGCUGCAAAGAGAAAAUGGGUGGAGAUGGGCAAGCAACUAGUAACCCGAAAGAUCCAACAUGUGGAGGACGAAGUUAAAAAUUUGCUUCUACAGAUACAAGAUGGGCAGGCCAUCAACCAAGAUGAAAUUAAAGCUCUCAAAGCAAGAAAACUUAUUGUUCCACAAACGUGGAAGGGCUACUUGGUUAAAAAGGGCCCCAAUUAUGCUCCAAAGAGAAAGAAAGUAGCUACAGAUUUGACUCGAGAGAAUCUUCAAAGGGGUGAUUGGAAGGAACUAGAGUUCAAAGAGUAUAACUUCAGCGCUAAAGGUCUGCCUAUUGAAAGUGGUCAUCUUCAUCCACUGCUCAAGGUACGACAUCAGUUGAAGGGUAUUUUCAGGCAAAUGGGGUUUGAGGAGAUGCCUACAAACAAUUAUGUUGAGAGCAGCUUCUGGAACUUUGAUGCGCUUUUCCAGCCACAGCAACACCCUGCCCGUGAUUCGCAUGAUACAUUUUUCCUACAAGUUCCUUCAACCACCAAGCAACUGCCUGAAGAUUACGUUGAGCGGGUGAAGCAGAUUCAUGAGUCUGGUGGUUAUCAAUCCCGAGGAUAUGGAUAUGAUUGGAAAAGAGAGGAAGCAGACAAAAAUCUUUUGCGAACUCACACAACCGCUGUUUCCUCCAGGAUGCUGUACGCACUAGCCCAGAAACCAUUUGUGCCCAAAAAGUACUACUCUAUAGAUCGUGUGUUCAGAAAUGAAGCAGUAGAUCGAACACAUCUUGCAGAGUUCCACCAGAUAGAAGGUUUGGUAUGUGAUCGAGGCCUUGCUCUUGGUGACUUGUUAGGAGUACUCAAAGAAUUCUUCUCACGUCUGGGCAUGUCGAAACUGCGUUUCAAGCCGGCUUAUAACCCAUAUACUGAGCCAAGCAUGGAGAUUUUCAGUUACCAUGAAGGCUUGGGGAAAUGGGUAGAGAUUGGAAAUUCGGGCAUGUUUAGACCUGAAAUGCUGCUUCCUAUGGGACUCCCAGAAGAUGUUCGUGUUAUUGCAUGGGGCCUCUCCCUUGAAAGACCGACCAUGAUUCUCUAUGGGAUUGAUAACAUCAGGGAUCUUUUCGGACACAAGGUCGAUCUUGGUCUCAUCAAGAAGAACUCGAUCUGUCGCCUUGGAUUAUAAGCAUUUUCUGUAGCUGUUGCAAGAAUUUUGUUGUACUGCAGUUUGCUCAUUCAAAAUACAAAGAUACUGAGAAUUUAUUGGUUUGCCCCUACUUCUUUUGUGUGAAAGCUUGAAAGGACUUGGCUUGAAAACAUUUGCAUUCGACCAAAAAGAAAAAUGCUAGCUGUUGUGAGGA